Molecule: messenger RNA, 1274 nt
Organism: Sinocyclocheilus rhinocerous
Lineage: Eukaryota; Metazoa; Chordata; Actinopteri; Cypriniformes; Cyprinidae
Gene: hoxb4a
Product: homeobox B4a
Exons: 2
Coding region: 50-790 (246 amino acids)
Biological process (GO): embryonic skeletal system morphogenesis; anterior/posterior pattern specification; positive regulation of transcription by RNA polymerase II
Cellular component (GO): nucleus; nucleoplasm
Molecular function (GO): RNA polymerase II cis-regulatory region sequence-specific DNA binding; DNA-binding transcription factor activity, RNA polymerase II-specific
Source: RefSeq, a predicted model, not a curated record
GGGAUACAUAUAAAUUUUAGUAUAUUUUGUGUGCAAUUCAAAGAAAUUAAUGGCCAUGAGUUCCUAUUUGAUCAACUCCAACUAUGUGGACCCCAAGUUUCCACCCUGCGAGGAAUAUUCCCAGAGCGACUACCUACCCAGUCACUCUCCGGACUACUACAGCGCCCAGAGGCAAGACCCCUCGUUCCAGCAUGAGUCGAUCUACCACCAGCGGUCGGGCUGCGCCGACCCACCCUACUCAUCGUGCCAGGGUCCGGGGCAGCCUGCCGCGGUCAUCUCUCCGCGAAGUCACGUUCUACCCACAACCGCACUCUCGACCCCUCUUCCUGAACCAAGCCAUCACUGCGACUCGGUAACUCCGAGCCCUCCGCCUGCCUGCGGUCAGACUCCCACUAGCCAAAACACUUCAACGGUCACUUCAAGAAAAGAUCCCGUGGUAUACCCCUGGAUGAAAAAAGUCCACGUAAACAUCGUGAACCCGAACUACUCAGGGGGUGAACCCAAGCGCUCACGCACAGCCUACACGCGGCAGCAAGUCUUGGAAUUGGAGAAAGAGUUCCAUUACAACCGCUAUCUGACUCGCAGACGGAGGGUGGAGAUUGCCCAUACACUAUGCCUAUCCGAACGACAGAUUAAGAUUUGGUUUCAGAACCGUCGCAUGAAGUGGAAGAAGGACCAUAAGCUUCCCAACACCAAAAUACGCAGCAGCUCUGCCAACACUAAUUCAAGCAGCGGCCCUACACUGGGAAGCAAUCAGAACCGAGCAAGCGGACCUCCGCCAAGUCUAUAGCCCUCCACUGUUGCCCAAAACACGUACAAUGAUCAAAUCUAAUUUUCUGGAGUGUAGAACGUGGAUUUUACCCGCGUUGUGUCUCCCAACUCUCCCCUGCACUCUAAUUACAGGGAUAAAAUAGGAGGAAGAUGUGGGGGAAAGGAGCAAAGAAAUUGUUCAUCUUUUUAACACUAAAAAUGGGUGAAGACUCGAACUCAAAUGCUACUAUAUAUGGGUUGCCUUCCCAGUCUGGUUCCCAUUUUCGCCUCUCCUGCUCACUCGCCCCUUCCAUAAGCACAGAAAGGCGGCAGAUAGCUUUCAGAUUUGGUGAAGAUGGAUCCGUGUUUCAUCUUUAAUCACGCCAAACUCGGCCCCAUUUGUCAUGUUUACUCUGUGGUACAAAGGAUGAACCGUAGGCCUGCCCAUUACCUCGACGUCUAGCGUUGUGCUUAAUAAAUGAGUCGCUCUGUUUUGUCGAGAAGCCUUUUCGAACUCCCUUUAU